AUGAGAAUCCUCGAGAAGCAGGAGAACAAGCCCAUCAAGACGGUGCUGUCAGUGCAGACUGCGCCCAUGGAGGUCUACCAUGGAAUUCUCGGCAUCCGCCAGACCGAAACUGAGCGCUAUCUCACCGAGUACUUGAGUGAGCUCCCCGACUGGACUCAGGGUGGAAAGAAGAAGAUGUCAAUCCGGCGAGGAGUGGCCUUGGAUUCCUUCACCGAAGGCCCUAUGGGAGUUCAGUGCCACCUAAAGCUUCCAGAAGGUACUCAAACGGUGACCUGCAAGUUCUUGGUCGCCUGCGACGGCGGCAGAUCUACAAUCAGGCAUCAGUUGGGUUACUCCUUCGAGGGUACCACCACACCGGAGUAUUUCUUUGGCCUCGACGCCUGCUUUGAGAAUUGGGAGUUCGACUCCAAGGACGUCGUCAGUGUGUCGCUGACCCAGGACAAGGAUCCAUUGGCACCUGGGUUUGCCUUCAACAUACCCUUUGGAGAUGGUAACUGCCUACUGCUCGUGGACCUCGACCUACAGCAGCAGAAGGAUUGGGUCACAGGUGAAACGGACCGCAAUGGCUUCCCAGUGCUGCGCCAGCCGGAGGUGGAAGACGUACUCCGAGUGGCCCGAUCCCGUGGACUGGGCCAGCAGUGCUCUGUGAAACCUGGCUCGGUGAAAUGGCUGACGCAUUUCAGGGUCAACUCACGCCAGGUCGAGUGUUACGGUCGCGGCCGGGUGUUUCUGGCCGGAGAUGCGUGCCACUGCCACUCCCCCUUUGGUGGACAAGGCAUGAACAUGGGCUUCCAGGAUGCCAAAAACCUGUCUUGGAAGUUGGCUACGGCAAUCAAGUGCGGCGGUCCAACGUCUUCUCUGUUGCUCUCCUACGAAAGUGAGCGAAAGACAUUGGAGAGCAAGCUCCUCGCUGGCAUCGAACGUGGGCAAGAAGUUGUGUCCAGCCGGAACCCGCUGAUCUUCUUCAUGCGCGGCCGUGGUCAGAGGUUGGUGAACAUGUUGACCUUCCUUCAGCCGACCAUCUUGAAGACAGUCGCCCAGCAGAUGUGGUCCUACCGCACCUCCUCCUUGUCCAUGGAGCAUUGGGAGCGUCCCGUUCCAACGUGUUUCCCCAUCACGAGCAUUUGCCCUGCGGGCGGCUACCGAAGACGCCAGAACUUGCAUCGCUGGAUCAAGACGAGGGUCCAUGCUGGAGAUCGAGUUCCUGACGCAUCGCUCCCGGGCGGCAUGCGUGUACAUCAAAUUCUCAAAAGAUCGCGGGGCUGGACGCUACUGCUCUUCGAAGGCGGAGAAGAGGAGAACCUCGACAUGGAGAAGCAUUUGGGGAACAAAGUGCUGAGUUUGUCGGAGCUUGAGGCGUUCGGGGCUGGCUUCAAAUCGACGUCCGACCCCACGAAUUUCGUCCCGAUGGUCGACGAGGUGAUCUGCUUUCCGGCCCAAGACGUGGAGGCACAUCACAUCUUCGGAGUACAUGGCCAGUGCCUGUUCUUGGUCCGACCGGAUCAUUAUGUGGGUUUCCGAUGCGAGCCCUUGCGAAGAGGAGCCGUGUACCGCUACUUCCGUCUGGCUUGUGGCAUCAGCCACGGAAUGCCGGAGGAUGCCCCUGCCUCUUCGCGUGUCUUCGAUCCCCUGCCGGUGACCGUAUGGACGCUGAUCCUGCUGCUCGUGAUUUUCCUCUUCCUUUGUGCGGAGGGCAAAGAGCUGGCUUGCAGCCCGAACGAGGAAAGUGAAGCGCUGGAGACGGAGACUCGGUGGUGUCGCCUGGACCUUGUCCGCAUGACAGGGGCCCUCGGCUUGGGGGUGACCCAUUUCAACAGGUGCGCAUCGUGCUACCUUUCAGAGGCGAGGAUGAAGAAUGAGAUCGAGCAGCUCAAAGUCAAGCUGCAGAAGGUGAUGGACAACCUCAGCGAAUCCCGGAUGUGCUACCUGAAGAAGCUGUUACUGGCAUCCUCGCGGCGUGCCGCCCACAGCAUGCAGCAGAGCGACGAUGCGGACCUUGAAGGCUCUGGCGACUGGGCCGACUUGCUGCGGCCCCGACAGGCAGAGGCUGAUGAGGCUUUGCGCGUGGGCUUUUCCAUUCUCGGCGAGCCCACGCUGGUGCCCUCCAAAGGCAUCGCGGUCGGCACGGAGCCGUCUUUUGAUGCGGCGGUGCAGUCAGAUGGACCCUUGCUCGACGAGGAGGCCCUGAGUGUCCUGAGCGCCCGCGACGCGGCGCGUGUAACAGGUUUUCUGCGAGGUCUCCGCGACAUGCGCAGUGCCUUCGACGCGACCACCGUUGAGGCGCUUCUGCGUCUUCUCAAAUCGCUUCCCGCCCCGGACGGACCCAAGAUUCUGUUAAAUGCCAUCCGAGAGGAUCAGCCUGCACUUUUCGAGCGAUUGCAUGAAAGCAUGAGGUGCAAGUUCGCAUUCUCCUUGAAGCAGCUGGUUUGGUUUGCAUCUUCGCAUGCAUUCUGUCUUGCCUUGCUGCCAGGCGAGAUCGUCGCCCAGCGCGAGAAGCUGCGCCGCUUCGACGCGCUGCAGGUGCAAGAGGUUGAGCGGCUGGUGUACGAAGAGGAGCCGGUGAUGUUUUACGAGCCCCUCAAAUACCUGGACGACAGGACGAAAGGUCACGUCGCUCAGAUCAUUGAAGAGAAGUUGAAGCUGCUCCUCAAGCGAUUGGAGAUGGGUGACGCCAUCGAUUGGAACACCUUCAUGACGGCACCUGAGGAGGUGAACCUUGCGGGCCAUUCGUCUCCUCGUAGCCCAAGCUCGCGGGGCGCAAAGCCGCGGUCCAUGACCGAGAGCGCCAAGGACGACAUGGACUUCGGCAGAAAGGCAGAAGAGGCCGUGCGGCGAGAGUGCGGAAGAGCUGCUGCAGAGGAGUUGCGCAAGGCUCAAGCAUCUUUCAAUGCACAGCUCGAGGAGCUUCGGACCUCCAAACAAGCACUGGAAGGUGAGAUGUCUCAACGACUGGAAGAGAGUGAGGCGCGGCAUGCACAGACUCAGAUGAUGGUCUCGGAGUACAAGGCACGGCAUCAGCAAGCACAGGCCGAGCUUUCAUCCAUCGCAGCGGCCAUGCAGAAGGAGUUCCAGGAGAUGGAGCAACUGCCUGGAGGAGCCCCGGCCCCUGAGAUCCCUGAUCAGGCCUGCGGGCUUGCAUUCCAGCAAUUGCUUCGAAUGCAGGGCGAGGUGCGAUCCGAGCUGCAAGCCCAGCUCAAGCAGGCCUUGAACCAGCCGAGGCCGACACUGCCGGGCAGCGACAGCAAGGAAUUUACGCUGCACUCUGCCAUGCAAUGGGCGACUGUGCUUCCUGUCAUAUUUUCUCUGCUGUGGCUUCGCACGAUGGGGGGCGACGACGGGAAGCGCCCACUCUUCUUCUGGGUUAGCCCUUCGACAAAGCAGACUUUGCAGAAGGCAGCUGAGGAGGAAGAGGUCCCUUUGGCCGAGCUUUUCGAACGCUGGGUUGCACUCCGCAGCGCCGCUCAAAAAGUCGUGUUGAAGCCCGCAGACCCCGGUCAAGGCGGGGCGGAUCUCCCAACAGAGGCCGAGCUCGACCCCAGCCCUUCUGUGCCCGAGCUCCUGGAGUCCCUCACAGCAGUGCAGAAGUCUCGCUAUGUGCUCCAUGACCUCGACCUGCAGGCCCUCACGCACCUGGCAGACUCUGAUCGCCGUGCAGUGCUGACAUGGACCACAGGUGAGCGGCCGGAGUUCCUGGCAUUGGCUCAAAACUUGGCCUUGUCGGUUCAGCUGAAGGUGCCGAGCCUCUUUCCGCAUUUCUGCGUGGUGGCAAUGGACCAUGCUGCACACGAGGAGCUGACGCGUCGAGGGGUCUGCUCCCGUCGCUACACGCGCCACAUGUCCCCCUCGGGCAAAGCUGCCGAGCGCUGGGAUUUUAAGCUCCGGCUGCUGAUGACCGGACUCUAUAUCGGAUUAGAGUUGCUGGUUUUGGAUGCAGACAGCGUGCUGCUGUCUGACCCCUUCCGAGCUGUGUGGGCAGACUCAGAUUUGGAGACAGGCACAGACCAUUUCUUCCCCGAGCGAGACCUUUGGCAACCCGAGAUGAGGCCAGAGGAGAAUUUCAACACUGGGUUCCUGUACGCAAACGGGAGGCGCAAAUCGUCGACAUUGUUCUGUUUUCUGGCUCAGUUUCUAGAGCUUUUCGAAGCAACGGACCGCCUUGCUUUGCCUCGUGACUUCUUCGACCAGCGCGCUUUCAACAAGUUUGUCCUCAUGCACCUCGCCAUGGAGCCUUCCACAGUGCUCGUCCGCUAUGGAAACUCUACCGUGAUGCUUCCUUCUGGGUGGGCCCCUGAGCGGCUGGCCAUUGUCGAGAUGCUUCGACAGGGGAAGAAAGUGGGUGGUCGAUGCUCGGAGGUUACCGCAAGAAGGAAGUUGGCGCUCAGGGUGCUGGACCCCACAGAAAUCUGUCAUGGAAUGAACUACUUCUGGCGCGGUGUUCAUCUUGCGACGGACGGCGUGAAGAAGCCAGUGUUCGUGCACGCAAAUGGUGUAGAUGAGAAGAUCUACUUCAUGCGGGACAGAGGUAUUUGGUUUGUGGAUGAUUGGUCGGAGCGCUUCCCGGAGCAGAGUUCCCAGAGGUUCUUGCAAUACACACACCCUCGCGGGCAAGACCUGAAGGGAGACUUCGGUAUGGUGCUGGCAGCUCUCCAGUUGGCGCAGCUCUUGAGCCGGAUUUUGGUGCUGCCGAGAACUAUGAAUUGCGCCAACUCCCCGGCCUUUGCUGCAAAAAUGCUGCACUGGCAAGACUGCACAGUGGAUCAGUACGCUUCUGCCAAGAUCCUGUUUCGGUACUUCAACGGGACUUUGGCCGAAUCUUCUCUGGCGACACACCCUCGAUUCCUGGCUCUGGCCACGCAGAGGUGGACCGCACGGAGCAAGCCUCCGACAGACGCGUCUGUACUGAUCCUCGAGUCGGAUGUUCGGAAGACUUUGGAGCUGCUUGCCGGAGGCCAGCUGCCGAAGCUACCAUGCAAGUUCGCCUACUGGCCCGGCCGCCAAAUGGCGUGCAGAGACGAGUCGUUUCUGCACAAGGCAGGGCCGGCUGGCGUCUGUGAGCCAGGGCCUGGUCAGGAGGGAUGCGGCGUGAAAGGCUUCGCUUGCUGCGAGGUGUUCCAUGGAUGGGCAGACAAGCUGGAACUCUUCACAGGUCAUUCCUGGGCGCUUCCCUGCAACUGCGGCCUCGAUGGCCCUUGCGUGGCCUUCGAGCGGACGGAAGGCUACCCACAGCUCACAGCGAGUCACCGUUGCUGCCACGCCCGAUUUGAAGACCCGCCGAUGCUGCAGUGCAUUGACGUGGGCAGUUUCCCACCGUCAAACCCAAUGAUGGACUUCAACAGUUACAGCUCAGAUACCCUUUGGGCCUUCUCCAGCGGCCUGAUGUCACCGGCGGAUGUCUUCGAGGCAUGCCAGAGAUGGACAGAGGCAGCGUCCGUUUCGAUGGGCCUUUCCACACAGCCGCAGGACGUCGCUCGGGACUGCACUUGGACUGUCAGCACCUUCCUUCUUGACCGAGAGCGGCACGAGUUGCUGGUGCCAUGGUUGGCGCACAUGCUGGAGGUGAGGCGCCCGCUUUGGUCUACACAGAUGACACUGUCCAUGGCCACCGGGGCAGUCGAUAGCACUUCUUUCAGCUUAUGGAAGCUUCAUCAUGACAUGCAGCAACUCGACUUCCUGAUAUCGGGGCCACAGAGCAGCACUUUCCCUUCACGCUCGAGCCUGAAUCUGUCUGUGGAGUGGCUGGGCAUGGAGCUACUUCCCUUGUAUGCUGUGUUGCGGGACCAGGUGGUCCUGGAGCACGACAAAAAUGAGGUGUUCGUUCACUUUCAGAAACUGCAUGGCAUAUUCAACCGGGCCCUUCAUGUUCACUAUCCCUGGGUCGAGUCAAGUGCGAUGUUGAUGCCAACAGCUGCCAAACAGAUGAGCGCUUGGAACCAGGAGGCGGCAUUGGUCGUGGAUGAGUCAAUCCACGAAAGUGUCAGGGAAGAGGUCUACUUGUCACUCCUUUCAUCCACGAUCUGGUACGGGGUUCGGGAGGGCCGCGAAGCAGUUCUUGUGUCAGCGACCUUGAUGGACGGACUUCAUCAUCCGGCGUUGCUCGCUUUGGCCAGGGAGGUGCGUCGUUUGCUGCCCGUGCUGGCAGAAUAUCCACUGCGAGACAUUGUUGCCCGGAAAUACCAUGCAUCGAAGCCCAACCCGGGCACUGAAAUGCACUCCUGGGAUGGUGAAGUGGUGGCCUGCUUGUGGCUGCAGCCUCGUGCAUCGGCCACGGCCAUCGGCGGAGAGCUCCGAAUCCUGGAAAGCGAAGCUCCGCCAAACUGGUCCGAAGAGGAAGCUUUCGACUGGGGGCGUCCUUUCCCCGGUCCCAGCGGCGCCGUGGACGUUGACAUAACACCUCAGCCCAGGAGGCUUGCGAUCUGGCCAGGGCGGCGUUUCGUGCGAAAGCUCCCCACUGCUGAGGGCUUUGGGCCCCCAGCUCGAUACGAAGAGAGCUGGCUGGAGGAAGGCUUUCUUGAGCUACCCAACGAG
Messenger RNA from Symbiodinium sp. CCMP2456, 6525 nucleotides. Lineage: Eukaryota; Dinophyceae; Suessiales; Symbiodiniaceae. The record is from the annotation of a GenBank genome assembly.